AUGUUGAAGCCAGUGGACCGAAGAACAUCAUCACAGGCAUCACAGGAUUUGGCACCCUUUUUGGAAGAAAGCAAGAUGACCCUCACUGCGAGGUCUUUGCGAAUGCAGCUGGAGACUUCAGAAGCAUGUCUACAAGAGGAGGAGGCAGAGACGCAGCAGCUGCGCCAAGAGCUCAUCCUCCGGCAAGAGGUCUUCGCUGCUGAUGCAGCUCGAGAGAUGUGGGAGAAGAGCCAGAAGAGCCGUUUGCAAAGUGCUGAGCAAGCGAUUGCAGAUCAUGCGGAGGCAAUUCAGCAACAAAAAAGCAGAGCACGGGGUUCAUCAGCCAAGCGAGAUCGCUUGGAAGAGCAGAUGGAAGGAUUGCAAGAGGAAUACAGGUCGACUGAGCUUGAAGAGCUGGCGGCCUACAAGCAGCGCCACAGCAUGUUGGAGGAGUUCCAGGAAAUAAGGACGCAGACGCUUCGAUUAUGUGAAGAACUUGGCAGUGCGAACCAAUUGGCAGAGAUGGCCUUGGAGGAGCCACUAAAGCGAAGUCGGGAAGCGCUUCGAGAGCUGGAAGAUGUGAAGCACUUCUUUGCAAGGCCUAGCUUGGAGCAACCGGGCACCCCGACCUUCGGGGAGACCUGUGACAGACUUGGUCCAGGAGAGGCCAGGUUGGAGUGUCUCGCCAUCACAGCCAGUGAACAUGAGCGUGGCGGAUGCUUGGAAAACAUUUGGAUACACGAGGACAUCCUUGGGAACCAAGUCUUGCAGACCAAGCUCUACGAGGCCGCACUGGUGGCCAGCUCCAAGAUGGAGGAUCUCAGGGCCUCGUUGGGUGCUGCGAAUGAUGCUUUGCUGACCAGCUCCACGAUGGAGUCCAGCAUCGGGAUAAGCCCCAGCUGGGCUGCCUUGGCAGCAGAGAUCUGGGUGGAACCACCCUCGGAGCGAAGAGCGAGACUCCGGUUUAAGGGAAGCUGCUUCCUCGAUGGCAAGCCCCCUUCCACAAAAGGUGACAAGCGUGCAGCUUAG
Molecule: messenger RNA, 1008 nt
Organism: Durusdinium trenchii
Lineage: Eukaryota; Dinophyceae; Suessiales; Symbiodiniaceae
Source: the annotation of a GenBank genome assembly